Ophidiomyces ophidiicola is the source of this 3177-nucleotide messenger RNA. It is a transcript of the gene LSK1, whose product is annotated as serine/threonine protein kinase, CMGC, CDC2/CDK sub. Gene Ontology annotation, molecular function: cyclin binding; ATP binding; RNA polymerase II CTD heptapeptide repeat kinase activity. Lineage: Eukaryota; Fungi; Ascomycota; Eurotiomycetes; Onygenales; Onygenaceae. Gene Ontology annotation, cellular component: nucleus; cyclin/CDK positive transcription elongation factor complex. The coding region runs from base 1 to 3177 and encodes 1058 amino acids. Gene Ontology annotation, biological process: positive regulation of transcription elongation by RNA polymerase II; protein phosphorylation; transcription elongation by RNA polymerase II. The record is from RefSeq and is a predicted model, not a curated record. The transcript has 3 exons.
AUGGCUGCGUCCUCAGGAAGCCCGUUGAUGAGAGACCAGUGGAGAGUCGACGACGACAGACACGCAGCCCAUCACACUCGCCCCAGGACCGGGGAGACGGACAGUCGACGACCACGCUCGCCGCUACCUUCGCGCUACUACCACCGUGGUCGUGAAGGAUCGAGUCGAAAGCACGUUACCAAUUCCCCUCCUUUCCACCAUUCACAUCGACUUCAGAGCGGGAGCAGAGAUCUCAGGAAUACCAGAGCAAUUCCCUGGCACGACCACGCAGAAAACAGAGACGCCAAGCAUUCUAUUGAAAACCAGGUAAGGUCUCGAAGGAGAGAACCUAUCCUCCUAUCGCCAUCCCAUCCUCCCUUCCCAAAGCGCAGGCGAAGCUCUAGCCCUCCUCUAUCCACUUCCUACCGUCGUGCUCGUCAUCACGACGGGAGAGACUACGACCGAGGGGGUCGGUUUGGACGAGGAGCCAGCCGCUCGCAGCGCCAUCAUUCUCCAGGGCCUUUUGUGCCGUCGCGAGAAAGUGGACCAAGACGAGAAUCCAAUUUUUCUCAAGCUCCCACGUCUGAUUCCCUCUCAAUUUCUCGCCACAGGCGCUCUAGAUCCCCAGCUCCCUCCGCUUACGGACGACGCCCAUCGCUUUCUCCCCGUUCUACCACUGCCCGAUUCUCUGAUUCAGAUACCUAUUCUCUUCGACCAACGUCUCGUCCUUCAUCGGUAUCGGGUCGCUCAAGAGAAUCUCCCCCAUUGCGUGCUCGGCGUAGCAUGCAAAGUACGCGUUCAACACAGCCCAUCGCGGACGGGCCGUUAGACCCUCCAGUUUCUUUUCGACUAACCCCAAGUCACGACAUUCCUAGUUCUAAUACUUCCGUUGACAGUGAUACUCCUUUACGUCUUGCAUAUUCUCCCCACAAUAUGCGUCCAUCUGAUUCCCGGGGUUCACGCCGUCAGGCUCGCCCCCAUGUCGAUACUAGGCCACAAUACGCUGGGUCUCCGCAGUAUGUUGCCGGGACGGACUCCCGCCACUCCUCUCCUCAGUCUGGUUCGCCGUACGGCGGUAGCCGCGGGUCGUGGGGUAGCCAGCAACCGCCAUAUUCUCACGGACAACAAAGACAACUACAUGGAUAUUCACCGCCGUAUCGCCAGUCAAACUAUCCACCUCAGGGCGGAUCCCAGGGACAGUAUUAUCAGAGCCCACAAGUGCAAUAUCCCCCAAGCACAAACCCUGGACAGCAGGCAUAUUCAGGACAGCCAUCUUACCGAGGAGGUCCUUCUAGUUAUCGUGGCAAUCCUUAUAACCAACCGCCGCCAGAUCGUCGAUUUUCAAACCCUACCUCGCAAGGCUACGGGUCACCACCACAACCCCAGCGAUCGCGAAGUGGACAUUUUACUAGUCUGCAGUGGACCGCGUCAGGUGGUCGUGGGCGAGGUUCUCAAUCUGCUGCUGGGCCUCAUCUUCCGACACAAUCCUUACCGCCACUACAAUCACCACACCACGCCGACAACGAGCGCAUGUCACCUGAUAUCGACGAAGAUGAUAAUCCUUUCCGACCAUCGAAAGACCUUCAAGUUGAAGAUGAAGAAGCAGUUAAAAUUAGUGAGGCUACUGAUACGAAGAAGAUGCCACCUCCUCGACAGUCAAACCCCACAUCCCAACCAAAAGAACCUGGGAAAUUCAGUUUUGCAUUUAAAUCAAAAGUCCCUUCCACGACUGUACCAAAACCCGUUUCUGGCCUUGCACAGAAGAUGCGUGAGCCCCCUCGACCGGUAGAACCGCCCAAAAAGGAGCACCAGUCUGUCAUACCUCGUCCAAAAUACGAAAGUCGCCUGGAUCGUCGCGAUGACAGACGUGAUCGGGAUGGAAGAAAGAUGGAUCGUCGAUUUGAUCGCCGGGAUGAUAAGCGCCGAGAGCGCCGAGAAGAUUGGAGACCUGACACCAGACAUGACAGGCGAAAAGAAAGAGACCAUGAACGGUCACCAAACCCAGACAAAGCCAAGAAAAAGAUGUUGAUACGAAUGAAACCUCGUCCUACGUUGACUGAGGAGUUUUCCCAGUCUGAGUCGGUAUAUUACCGUAAACCCGGAAACGAAUCAGUCGUUGGAGCUGGGACGUACGGAAAAGUUUUUAAGGCCGUUCAUGUAUUCACAAAAAAUAUGGUUGCCUUGAAGAGAAUACGGAUGGAGGGCGAGAAAGAUGGAUUUCCAAUAACGGCUGUUCGCGAGAUCAGACUACUUCAACACCUUCGACACGAGAAUGUUGUUCGCCUCCAAGAAGUCAUGGUAGAGAGAAACGAAUGCUUCAUGGUAUUCGAAUACUUGUCCCAUGAUAUGACUGGUCUAAUUAACCACCCCUCCUUUACUCUCACCUCUGCCCACAAGAAGCAUCUCGCAAAGCAAAUGUUUGAUGGCUUAAAUUAUCUGCAUCAUCGAGGCGUUCUCCACCGUGAUAUCAAAGCAGCCAACAUUCUCAUUAGUAACAAAGGCCAGCUCAAGUUUGCUGAUUUUGGUCUGGCACGUUUCUUUUCGAAAAAUCGGCAACUUGAUUAUACAAAUCGAGUGAUCACCAUUUGGUAUCGACCACCUGAACUACUCUUAGGCGAGACACGAUACGGCCCGGCGGUCGACGUUUGGAGUGCUGCCUGCGUAUAUAUGGAAAUGUUCACAAAAAAGGCGAUAUUUCCUGGAGAUGGGACCGAAAUCAAUCAGCUUGAUAAGCUUUACAACUCGUUAGGUACUCCAACAAGAGGGGAUUGGCCCGGAAUAAUCGACAUGCCGUGGUUUGAACUUAUGCGACCUCGAGAAAAGAAAAUACGAGUUUUUGAGGAAACAUAUAAAGAUCACUUAUCUCCCGCUGCCCUUGACCUUGUCUGUAAGAUAUUUCAAUACGAUCCGGCCAAACGUCCAUCAACUGAGGAAGUACUUGCGCACCCCUACUUUACAGAUGAGGAGCCAUCGCCGCAACAGGCAAUUGAACUCGCAGAAGUAAAGGGUGAUUGGCAUGAAUUCGAAUCUAAAGCCCAUCGAAAAGAAAAAGACAAAGAAGCCCGUCGGGCUGAGCAGCGUGAAAAGGAAAAACGGAGAAUAAGUAGCAUGGCAGGAGAUAGCGCCGAUCGAGAGCGCAAACGUCCCAAAGUAGAUGACGAUACCUCCGCUCCUGUAUCUCAAAGUUGCGAAAACUAA